AUGCAAGACCUGGACGCCAAGGAAUCAGUUCCCGAUGUGUCUCUUAGCGAAUGCAAGGGCAAAGAGAACAAUCUGUCUUCGCCAAGCCCUAUACUUAGUGCGGACCACAUAUUCCCAGAUGGCGGUCGCCAAGCUUGGAUGACUGUAUUAGGUGGAUGGUUGUCCUUUAUUGCAGGGAUUGGCCUGCUUAGCAGCUUUUCCGUUUUCCAGAGCUACUACAGUCUUGUUACUCUGUCAUCAUACUCGGCUGACGAUAUCUCGUGGAUUUCUAGCACCCAGACAUGGGGGUGCUUUUUCUUUGGGAUCUGGGCUGGUAGGUUGUCUGACAGGUAUGGCCCGAGUCUCCCCCUCGCGGCAGGAACAUUCUUCAUGGUUUUUGGUACGAUGAUGGCUUCUGUGUCCCAGAAGUACUACCAAUUCAUGCUAUCUCAGGGCGUAUGUACAUCUUUUGGCAUUGGAUUAUCAUUUACACCGGCUUUAGCCGUUCAAUCCCAAUGGUUCCUGAGGAAACGUGGAUUUGUUGUGGGGUUGGUCAUGUCCGGGCAAAAUGUUGGGGGCGUGAUCUGGCCCGUCAUUGUCAACCAGCUCAUUAAUUAUAACGGACUAUCUCUGGGCUGGACUCUCCGUAUCAUUGCGUUCAUACAACUAUUCCUGAUGACAUUGGCAACACUGCUCAUCCGACCACGAUUCCCACGAGGUUCCACAAAAGAAACUAUCAAGAUAAGCGUCUUCAUCAAGGACAAACGAACGGUUCUAUUCACCAUUGCAACGUUCAUCAUGUAUCUGGCUAUUUACAUUCCAUAUGUCUUCAUCACACCAUAUGGUAUGCAAUGGGGCGCUUCAGCAACCUCAGCCUUUUAUUACGCCUCAAUUCUCAAUGCUGGAGGCUUCUUUGGGUGUUACGCAUUGGGAAUUAUUGCGGACGCUGGGUGGGGGUUCUUUGACUGCCUGACUGUCACGGCUUUUGCCUCCAGUAUUGUUGGCUUUGCCUGGAUGGCGGCACGGACUCCGGCUGGCAUAAUUGUCUGGACCGUAGUUUAUGGCGUUUUGUCAGGAGCGCUGCAAGCAAUAUUCUCACCGUGUAUAUCGUUGCUAGCGCCCACGCCAGAGGUCAUUGGGACCUGGAACGGGCUAUGCAUCAGUGCCAUAUCUUUUGCAGUUUUGGGCAGUGGGCCUAUCGCUGGACGGCUGUUGGAGAAUACUGGGUUGACAGACUAUGUGCCAAUGCAGGCUUUCACUGGUGCUUGUCUGAUGGCUGCGGCUUCUUUGUUCCUUAUCACUCGGAUAUGGGUGUCUCAGGAUUUCAAGAAAAGAAUCUGA
This is a messenger RNA of Pochonia chlamydosporia 170, 1320 nucleotides long. RefSeq names its product monocarboxylate transporter. Bases 1 to 1320 code for a protein of 439 amino acids. Gene Ontology annotation, cellular component: fungal-type vacuole membrane. The record is from RefSeq and is a predicted model, not a curated record. NCBI's taxonomy places the organism in Eukaryota, Fungi, Ascomycota, Sordariomycetes, Hypocreales, Clavicipitaceae. Gene Ontology annotation, biological process: transmembrane transport. Gene Ontology annotation, molecular function: transmembrane transporter activity. The transcript has 4 exons.